Onychostoma macrolepis is the source of this 3459-nucleotide messenger RNA. It is a transcript of the gene srpk1a, whose product is annotated as SRSF protein kinase 1a. Gene Ontology annotation, molecular function: protein kinase activity; ATP binding. Bases 86 to 2005 code for a protein of 639 amino acids. The record is from RefSeq and is a predicted model, not a curated record. Lineage: Eukaryota; Metazoa; Chordata; Actinopteri; Cypriniformes; Cyprinidae. Gene Ontology annotation, biological process: regulation of mRNA processing; protein phosphorylation; spliceosomal complex assembly. The transcript is spliced from 16 exons.
CCAUGAACGCGCAAUAGUCAAGACGCUCGUGUCCGGAGGUGCGCGCAUGCGCAGGGCCACCCAAGCCGCCAACUAAGGGGCCAACAUGGAGAGAAAAGUUCUGGCACUUCAGGCGAGGAAGAAAAGGUCCAAAGCCAAGAAGUCGACCAAGAAGCCAGCACAUCCUCCACGCGGGGCAUCACAACAGCAGGCCCCUACAGAGACCCAGAUACAGGAGCCCGAUGAGGAAAUCCUUGGCUCUGACGAUGAAGAGCAAGAAGAUCCUAAUGACUAUUGCAAAGGAGGAUAUCACCAUGUGAAAAUAGGGGACCUAUUCAAUGGUAAAUACCAUGUGAUCCGGAAGCUGGGAUGGGGGCAUUUCUCCACUGUGUGGCUGUCCUGGGACAUCCAAGGGAAGCGGUUUGUUGCCAUGAAGGUGGUAAAGAGUGCAGAGCAUUACACUGAAACAGCUCUGGAUGAAAUAAAGCUACUCAGAUCUGUCAGAAAUACAGACCCUGAUGAUCCAAACAGAGAGAUGGUUGUGCAGCUACUGGAUGACUUCAAGAUCUCAGGGGUCAAUGGGACUCAUGUCUGCAUGGUGUUUGAGGUUCUAGGGCACCACUUGCUUAAAUGGAUUAUCAAGUCCAACUAUCAAGGCUUACCUCUGCCCUGUGUCAAGAGCAUCAUUCGACAGGUUCUUCAAGGUCUGGAUUAUCUGCACACGAAGUGUCAAAUCAUCCACACAGAUAUUAAGCCAGAGAACAUUCUCAUGAGUGUGGAUGAGCUGUAUAUCAGGCGGUUGGCUGCAGAAGCCACUGAGUGGCAGAAAGCUGGUGCUCCCCCUCCAUCUGGGUCAGCAGUGAGCACUGCCCCAGCACCUAAACUGGCACCAAAAAUGUCAAAAAACAAGAAAAAGAAGCUAAAGAAGAAACAGAAGCGUCAAGCGGAGCUCCUGGAGAAGUGCAUUAUGGACUUGGAGGAGAUGGAGAUUGGGCCUGAAGGCAGAGAAGAAGAGGAGGAUGACCCAGAAUCCCCCAAAUCCCCCUCCUGUGCCCCACUCAGACAAGCGUCACUGCAGGACAUUGCUUCUGAGGAUGCAAUAAUGGAGACCAGAGAGAGACUAACCUCAGAUGCUUCACUUGAGCUCAACUGUAACGGCUGUAUACACUCCAGUCAAACACAACCUGAAGAGGAUGAUCAAGUAGACCAGCGACAUGGCCAACUGCUACAGAAGGGCCAACUGCUACAGGAGGACCACCAUAAUGCAAACACAGGCCCAGAGGACACAGCUCAAAGCAUGUACGAGUACUGUAAUGGGGCCGAGUCCCCUGAUCUGGACCAGGCCUGCUACAGUAAUGGCACCUCAGGCCGAGAGCAGCCGGAGGAGGGAGAGUUGCCAUCCAGAGAACAAGAUCAGCAAAAGACUAGAACCAGAGCCAGGGAACAGAACAAGGAUAAGCUAAAGAACGAUAAGUUGUCAUCUGGAAGCCUAUUGGUCAAUCCACUGGAGCCAUUUAACGCAGACAAAAUCAAGGUCAAGAUUGCUGACCUUGGCAACGCCUGCUGGGUGCACAAGCACUUUACUGAAGACAUUCAGACCCGGCAGUACCGCUCCCUGGAGGUGCUGCUGGGAUCGGGGUACAGCACACCCGCUGACAUAUGGAGCACAGCCUGCAUGGCGUUUGAAUUGGCCACUGGUGAUUAUUUGUUUGAGCCCCACUCUGGUGAAGAUUACUCCAGAGAUGAAGACCACAUUGCUUUGAUCAUUGAACUGCUGGGGGCCGUCCCACGCAAACUCAUAUUGACCGGAAAAUAUUCCAAGGAGUUUUUCACCAAGAAAGGUGACCUGAAGCACAUCACUAAACUGAAGCCGUGGGGUUUGCUGGAUGUUCUGAUGGAUAAAUACGAGUGGCCUCGGGAGGAGGCCGAGACCUUCACUGAUUUCCUGAUUCCAAUGCUGGAGCUCCUGCCAGAGAAAAGAGCCACUGCUGCAGACUGUCUGCGACACCCUUGGCUUGCCGUCUAGUGGCCUCUUGCUGUCACUGCACAUACUUCAGGCCAUCUCUCCCUGAACUCUAGAGACUGCAACAGAUCACUUUCCAGUUUAUAGAGCAUAUCGGCGUAGUUAUUUUUCUUCUGUUAAUCUGAGUGAUCUCAUUUGCUUGGCUCACCAGAGGAAUAGUAAACCUGUCUGUUUUUGUUCUAGAUGCUUUCUUCUACUUUCUUUUUUCUUUUUUUUUGUUCGUGAGGAUUACACCCGCCUUGCUCCCACUGCCGUCCCUGUUAUUUUGGCAAAGGAUGAAAUUUAGACCUAGGAGGCGCCUGUUUAGGUACCUGGGGUAUUUUCUGGAGUCGUUAAAAAUUAAGAUGGAAGUCUGUUUUUUUGCAGUACUAACAUGAGAUGCAGUCCAAUCCUCCUGAGCACCGAUGACCCAGACUGCAGUGCAAUGUACAAGAGAUCAUUUUGUUACUCAUAGUUUUCUGAGUGGGAAAGGAAUGGUGGUUUAUGGAAAGGGAAUUGUUUGGUUUACCUUUAUGACUGUAGAGUAUAAAUUAAGAUGUUCUGUUCUGCGUCAAGAUUCGCCACACUUCUGUGUUUCUCCCAACUAUACAAGUGUCUUUUGUGUGUGUUUGUGUGUUUAUUAGUUCAGUAGGUUUUGAUCUUGUCUGUCUCAGAUUAGAUUUUAAAGAGCUGAAGUCUUCUCACUCAUGGUCAGUACAUUUUGUGUACAAGAAGCUUCCACAUAAAGUGAGUAACUGUCAAGGGCCACCAAAAGUGAUAUGGGGGGAGGGGGAGAAAAACAUUUGUGAGUGUGUGUUGUACGUAUGAUUUAUGUGUGCGCGCAUGUGCAUGCGUGUGUGUCUGUAUAUAUGUGUACCAAAGAGUUUGCCUUGAUCUGUAUAUUACAGCCAUGUACAGUUUUUAAAAGAAAUCCUACUAUUGCAUCUAAGCUAAGAUUACUUAGCUGGAUAGAAGUGUUUUAAUAAAGCAUUUGGAAGAUGGGUGCACCUGUUGGUCUGAUUUGCUGUUUUCAAAAAAUUUAAAAUUUUAUAAAAUGGAGGUGAUAAAGCAGAGUAUUUUUCAUUGUAAUGUACGCUGAUCUUUUGUACAGAUGAAAGUUAAGAUUAAAUAAUUGUUGUGUUACUAAAUCAGUGCAAAACAAUUAGAAAAAAAGGUAAAGAGUGCCGGAAAAUGUGUAUUUUUUUUUUAUUUGGUAACAUUUUAUGAAAUACAUCAGAACCAGGGGCUGUCGAUCUGGAUUGACAAUUUUACAUUAUAGCCUUAUAGCCUGAAUAUAUAUAUAUAUGUAUAUAUACUAUAAAAUAUGUAUGCAAAUUGUAUAAUAUCCAAGGUACACAUUUCUAGUAAUUGUGCAGGUCAUUCUCGUAUUGUAUUUUCAGAAAGUUUUGGAAUAUUUGUCCUCUCCCCAAAUUUGUCACUACUGAAACACAGUAAUAAAAAUUUUAUUAGAAGGGUUA